AUGGCGGCAACUUCUGAUGAAAUCGUAUCUGUUCCAUCUCUUAUAUCAAAUAAUGGUAAUUCAUCUCAUACUAAUGGUAAUAAUGGUUUGACUGCAUCAGUCGAUCCAAUAGCUACGUUUGCUUGGGGUAAUUAUUUAAAAACAACUAAUUCACAUGCUGCUCCUGUUAGUUAUUUUCAUCAUGCACCAUUACACAAUAUGUGGGCACAAUUAACACCAGGAAUGAAAAUUGAAGUAAUUAAUACAGAUUGUGGUAGUAAUCCAAGUGAAAUCAAAGAGAAAGUGUUUUGGUUUGCAUUUAUCGUACGAGUAGAAGGUUAUUUAGCAUUAUUACGUUAUGAAGGAUGUGAAGAUGAUUCAUCAAUGGAUUUUUGGUAUAAUUUAUGUAAUAAAGAUGUUCAUUGUGUUGGUUGGUGUGGACAAAAUGGAGUUAAAUUAGCACCACCAAGAACUAUUGAACAUCGUCAAACUGAUUGGAAAACAUUUCUUAUUAAUAAACUUGUUGGAUCAAAAACAUUACCUGAUAAUUUUCGUCAAAAAAUACAAUUAUCACUUCGAUGUUCAUUUAAAAGAAAUAUGAUUGUUGAAGUUAUUGAUAAAUAUCGUGUAUCAAAUAUGCGCGUAGGAAAAAUAACAGAAGUGAUUGGUGGCCGAUUAAAAAUUAAUUACGAAAAUACUUCUGGUGAACAUUUUUGGGUACAUCAUACAUCGGAAUUAAUUCAUCCAGUAGGUUGGUCACAUAUGAUUGGACAUGAAUUAGAAGCAACUGAUGAAUAUAAAACUGAAGCAGCAAAAAUGGUGGAGAUGCAAACUUAUCCAAGUAAUGUUGCAACUGUCGAUCUUUUUCAUCAUGUUCAAAUACCUGCAUCAGAUGAUGAACAAUUUAAGGAAGGUCAGAAAUUAGAAGCAGUUGAUCCAUUAGAAAUGUCUCGUAUUUGUCCAGCAACUGUUGGUAAAGUACUUAAAGAUGGUUAUUUUAUGUUAUCCAUUGAUGGAUCCAAUGUUGAAGAUGGUUCUGAUUGGUUUUGUUAUCAUUUAAGUUCACGUUUGAUUUUUCCAAUUAAUUUCUGCAAACUUAAUAACAUUCCAUUAUCACCACCGAUUGGUUAUCAUGGUGAUUUUCAAUGGAAUAAAUAUUUACUUGAAACAAAUUCAGUAUAUGCACCACAAGAUCUUUUCCAAAUAAUUAAAAAAAAAACAAUCAAUCCAUUUUCUGUUGGAAUGAAAAUUGAAGCUGUUGAUAUGAUGGCACCGCAUUUAGUAUGUGUAGCUACAAUUGCUGAAGUAGCCGACAGUCUUAUUCGUAUUCGUUUCGAUGGAUGGGGUGAAGAUUUUGAACAAUGGAUUGAUUGUCAAUCCCCCAAUAUUUAUCCAAUUGGUUGGUGUGAACUUGUUGGUUAUAAAUUAGAACCACCGAAACAACCUGAACAAGAAAAUUCAGAAUCAGUAAAAACUCGUACAAAAAAAUCAACAAAUCGAAAGUCAAAUAAACGAAAACGACUUACAUAA
Adineta steineri is the source of this 1509-nucleotide messenger RNA. The record is from the annotation of a GenBank genome assembly. Lineage: Eukaryota; Metazoa; Rotifera; Eurotatoria; Adinetida; Adinetidae.